Gopherus evgoodei (Goodes thornscrub tortoise) is the source of this 939-nucleotide messenger RNA. RefSeq names its product single stranded DNA binding protein 1 (gene SSBP1). NCBI's taxonomy places the organism in Eukaryota, Metazoa, Chordata, Testudines, Testudinidae. Gene Ontology annotation, molecular function: single-stranded DNA binding. The record is from RefSeq and is a predicted model, not a curated record. Gene Ontology annotation, biological process: mitochondrial DNA replication; positive regulation of helicase activity. Gene Ontology annotation, cellular component: mitochondrial nucleoid. The coding region runs from base 347 to 793 and encodes 148 amino acids. The transcript has 7 exons.
GGACGCAGCCCCGGCCCGGGGAGGGAACCGCCUUCCCCUGGGCCCGAGCCCAGUCGCCGCCGGAACUGCGGACGCGGGGUCGGGUUUCCGGCCGGACCCAGGAGGGGAAGGGGCGGGGCUGGGCUGCUGCGUGCGCGCCUGUUUCCGGUCUCGAGGCCGGCUCCAGUCCCAGCCCUGCCGCGCGCCUAGAGCCGGAUGCCGCCUGGAGGCGCCCCGGGAACAGAGUCCGGCUCCAGCGCGGGGUGAGCGCGUGAGGCCCAGGCCGGGCGCCCCGAAUCCUGGGGUGCGGCGUCAGCCAACGGCCCCGCCCCUCGCAGUCUUAUCACAGAAAAAGAAAACAGCAGAAAUGUUGCGCAGGCCGAUAAUACAGGUACUUCGUCAGUUUAUAAGGCAUGAGUCUGAUUCAGCCACCUCCUUGAUACUUGAAAGAUCCCUGAAUCGUAUCCAGUUACUCGGUCGAGUAGGACAGGACCCUGUUAUGAGGCAAGUGGAGGGAAAAAAUCCAGUUACAAUUUUUUCUCUUGCAACCAAUGAGAUGUGGCGAUCGGGGGAAAGUGAGGUGUUCCAGGCAGGUGAUAUCACCCAGAAGACAACGUGGCACAGGAUUUCUGUGUUUAGGCCAGGCCUGAGAGAUGUGGCAUAUCAGUAUGUGAAGAAGGGUGCUCGAAUCUAUGUGGAAGGGAAGAUAGACUAUGGUGAAUAUACAGAUAAAAACAAUGUGAGGCGGCAGGCCACAACAAUCAUAGCAGAUAACAUUAUUUUUCUGAGCGACCAUGUCAAAGAGAAGGUGUGAGAUGUUUAGUGCUUGGACCUAUGCUAUUCUUUUCAUUUUAUAGUAUUUCCUAAUUCUGAAAUCAUGCAUAUUGCUGUAUUUUCUGUAAACAAAUUAAAACACCCUUAUGUGAAUAAAGAACUGUGUUUUUUGGUCUUUCUCUUCAG